GAGAGAGAGGGAGGGAGGGAGAGAGAAGUUGAGAGUCGAAGGAGUACGGACGUUGCUUUCGAAGGGGCAGGGAAAGACACGGCAACAAGACAGAUUUCUGCAACGUUGGGAUACAAAUCUGAAUUACCCGGCAGCUUUAAAGAGAAAAGGGAAAACAAUAUCGGUUAUUGCGAAACAGUAACAACGAAACAAAACCAAACACGACUUGGCGAAGAUGAACGGUUAAAAAGAAAAAUAGCACCAUAAGGAAAGACCGUCUGCCAAAAGAGGAAAAGAAACGAAGACCAAUGAUGGAAUGAUCGCGACAACAUGAAAAAGAAAAAGUGAGGAGGAAUAUUUUCGUUCAACGUUUGAAUCAACAACUGGACGAGAGAGCAACGGAGAGGAGAGCCUCUUCGAGACGCAGCAACCUGGAGCGCCUCACUUUGUCAUGGAGAACCCCACUUCUCUGAGCUUGGCUUUGCUGGGCGGCGGUGAGGAAGAGGACCAGCGCGCACCCCCUCCCCUGAGUGGUCUCCCCCUCCCGCCCACCGCCUCCAACCACGCCGGGGCGAACCACUCCAACCACACGGGGGUGUCCGGCGUCGAGCGGCUCAACGGCACCCCUUCGCCGACCGGGCCCUGCCUCCCCCCGGCCGGCCUCCCCCGGCUCCCGCUGGUGUCGGUGCAGCAGGCGCCCCCCUCCAUCCCGAACGCGCUGUGCCCCAGCAGCACCCCCCUCUCCUCCUGCCUGGGGAGCCAGCACAGCCUGAGCGGGGAGAACUCCCCCGCCUACAACGCCCUCUUCUACUCCUCCCACACGCCCUGCUCCGACAGGGAGCGGGACCGGGAGAGGGGCGAGCGGGGGUGCAAGCACCGGCAGGCCAGCCCCCUGGUGCACCGGCGGGACAGCAACCCCUUCACCGAAAUCGCCAUGAGCUCGUACAAGUACACGGGCAGCGUGGUGAAGCCGCUGAGCCGGCUGAGCUCGUCCCGGCGGAACCUCAUCGAGUCGGACAGCGGGAGCGACACGCGGGACGGGCGGGAAGGGCGGGACGGGCGGGACCGGGACCGGGAGACGCAGGGCGGGCCGCCGCCGGAGCCCCCCGAAAUCGUCAUCUCCUCCAAGCCCGACUCGCCCCACCGGCCGGACCCCGAGUCCACCGCCAACCAGGCGGCCGCCUGCCACCAGAACCACACCCUGUCCGGGAGCCGCGCCACCCUGGGGGGCUCCGGGGGGGGCGUCGGGGGCAGCAGGGCCAAUAACCUCGCGGGCGGGGGCGGGGCCGGGGCCGGGGGCGGGCCGGGGGGCGGAGCGGGCGGUGCAGGAGGAGUAGGAGGCAGGGGUGCCCACAAGGCCACCAAACGGAAGAACCAGAACAUCGGCUACAAGCUGGGCCACCGGAGGGCGCUGUUCGAGAAGAGGAAGAGGCUGAGCGACUACGCGCUCAUCUUCGGCAUGUUCGGCAUCGUGGUCAUGGUCAUCGAGACGGAGCUCUCCUGGGGCGUCUACACCAAGAGCUCCAUGUACUCCUUGGCCCUGAAGUGUCUCAUCAGCCUGUCGACCAUCAUCCUGCUGGGGCUCAUCAUCGCCUACCACGCCCGCGAGGUGCAGCUCUUCGUCAUCGACAACGGCGCGGACGACUGGCGGAUCGCCAUGACGACGGAGCGGGUGCUGCUGAUCGCCCUGGAGCUGCUGGUGUCGGCGGUGCACCCGGUGCCCGGCGACUUCACCUUCCAGUGGCGGGCGCGGCUGGCCUUCUCCUACACGCCCUCGGUGGUGGAGGCCGACCUGGACAUGGUGCUGUCGGUGCCCAUGUUCCUGCGGCUCUACCUCAUCGCCCGCGUCAUGCUCCUGCACAGCAAGCUCUUCACCGACGCCUCGUCCCGCAGCAUCGGGGCGCUGAACAAGGUGCACUUCAACACCCGGUUCGUGAUGAAGACCCUGAUGACCAUCUGCCCUGGGACCGUGCUGCUGGUCUUCAGCAUCUCUCUGUGGAUCAUCGCAGCCUGGACUGUGCGCGUCUGUGAGAGGUACCACGACUCUCAGGACGUGACCAGCAACUUCCUGGGAGCGAUGUGGCUCAUCUCCAUCACCUUCCUGUCCAUCGGCUACGGGGACAUGGUGCCCCACACCUACUGCGGCAAGGGCGUGUGCCUGCUGACCGGCAUCAUGGGGGCAGGGUGCACCGCCCUGGUGGUCGCCGUCUUUGCCCGGAAGCUGGAGCUGACCAAGGCGGAGAAACACGUGCACAACUUCAUGAUGGACACCCAGCUCACCAAGAGGAUAAAGAACGCGGCGGCGAACGUGCUGCGGGAGACCUGGCUGAUCUACAAGCACACCAAGCUGACCAAGAAGAUCGACCACUCCCGAGUGCGCAAACACCAGCGCAAGUUCCUGCAGGCCAUUCACCAACUGCGCAGCGUGAAGAUGGAACAGCGGAAGCUCACGGACCAGGCCAACACCUUAGUGGACCUGUCAAAGAUGCAGAGCGUCAUGUACGAUCUGGUGUCGGAGAUCAACGAGCGCAGCGAGGACCUGGAGCGGCAGAUGCUGGGCCUGGAGCGGCGGGUGGAGCAGCUGACGGUCGGCUUCAACAGCCUGCCCAGCCACCUGACCGCCACCCUCGCCGCCCAGCACACCGCCCUCCUGCACCUGCUGCGGGAGAGGGGCGGGCCCGGGGGCGGGGCCGGGGGAGGCGCCGAGGGCAGCCCCAACACCAGCUCCUCCAGCUGCUGAGGGGGGAGGCGGAGUCAGACUGCGAGGGCGGGGGCGGAACCCCACACGCACGCGGAACCCCUGGCUCCACAGGGUGGGCGGAACCAGGGGGGAAGGGGGAAGGCAGACACAAGGGGGUGUGGUCUACACAAAGGGGGAGGAGACAAGCACAGCUGGGCCAAGCAAACAUUUCUGCAGGGAACGGGGACGCUGAUCUGACCUUUUUGACGGAGGUCAGCCAUAUUGGGGCAAUCUACAUCUCGGUGUCGGCAGUUUGUCGAAGUCUGGGGGGAAGUUUACGUCGCCCUGUUGAAAAUCAACUGCUGAGCGGUUGGUCGCUUUCAGCUUAAGGUACCUUAGCCUUUUCAUUACUUCUGGGAUACCCUGAGGGAGGCUAAAAAACAUCCAUUAACGAGGGUUUAUUUAUAAGUCGAUUGCCCCAAAAUGGUAGCAACAGGCACGGCGUGUUCCUCACUCCACUUUCAAUAUAUAUUAAUGCGGGCAAUUAACCAGGUGACACUAACUCCAACUAAUGAGGAAGUCUGCGUGUGCGUGUGUGUGUGUGAGAGAGAGAGAGAGAGAGAGAGAGAGAGCGCCAUUUAUCCUCACUUCCUGUCAAUGGAGCUGAAACAGGAAAAGGUGCAGAAACACUGGGACGUGAAUGCAGGUAGAAUCAGGGGAAGUCAAAAUGACAGGAGGAAAGAAGAGUAGUAAAGUAAAUAGGAAGAACGAAGAUGAAUCAGAUACCGAAGAGAGGAGGAGUUAAGAGGAAGAGAGAAAAAGGGUGACAUAACAGCGUGAAUACUGAAGAGUUUAACGGAGUCGAGUAAUUACAGGGAAGUGUCUCGCUGUCCAUCAGGAAUGAAUGACAAUGACUUUUUUUUAAAUCCCACUGAUGCAUUUUCUAACUGCUAAUUGUGUGACAACGAACAUCCCUUUAACAAGAAUUUUAACGAGCAGGAUUAUACAGGCAUUACAUAACGGCACUGCAUACUCACGUGGGUGACCUGCGCCCUCUACGUAGGAGCCUGAGGGUUUAAGAUGAGAGGAGAGAACGGGAGACACUUACACGAUAAACGUACUGGCGGUCUGGCGACGUGUUUCCCAAACACCCUUUUCCCACACGACGUGGGACACAGUGUCGUGUCCCCACAAGCCAGAUAACGUCUGCUACAGGACGGCCAGUUCUCACACUGUGCACACUUCUAAAACUAUCCAAUGCAAGCUAUUGUCCACUGGAAAGGAAAUAUGCAUACGCGCAUUAAGUACACAAAUAGAGAGAGACGACACGGCCAGGAUGUGGCACCGCCUACACAAGCGGGCGAAAUGUAUCCACUGUUUACAUGAAUGUACGAAGUCAGACACCACAGAUACACACACGCGCGCACUCUUCGGGUGUGAUCUUCUGCUUACCAAAGUCUCUCUUGCUGUGACAAUGGACUCGAAGACGUUCGGAGAAAGGGCGACGGAGAGAAUGGAGGAGAUUGCGUCAUCUUCUGUGGUCUGAAUGGCAUUUGAGGGACAAAGAAUCAAAAGAAAAAAUCUGGAACUAAAGGCGAGGGGAAGAGUUCUUUUUAAAGGCCUGAAUGAAGGAACAUACUGCCAAGAACCCAAUUAAGAGGGGAAAAAGAAACUCAGAGUAAUCAUAGAAAUAUAAAAGGAAAUAAAUAAUAAUUCUCAGAAAAAAAAGAAGAUAAACUUGAGCAUUUAUCUGUGUUCUACCAGAAUAUGAUUGACUACACACACAGCUUCUGAUUUCUUGCUCUCAGAACCUAUGAAAACAAACUGUCCUAGAGUGACAUCCUGUGGCCGGAAUACUGAAUUACACUUGCUUGGAUUAUGUAUUGUAUACUGAACCCUAGCUUUGUAUUGCUCAAUUUUUUUACAAUUCAAUGUUACUAUUAAGCAAUUAUAGUUGAUAUUUACUAUUAUAAUAUAUUAUUUCUAUUUAUGACAAUAAUACAUUUAUUAAUAGAACAUUUAAUAAUAUUUAAGAUGAAUACUAAAUUGACUUGAGGAAAGGUGCAGUUUAAGGUAAAAUCAUUUUGUAGUUUUAUUUUACCAGAGGGAAAUAAAGUAUAUAUCUAUAUAACAUGCCA
Anguilla anguilla (European eel) is the source of this 4797-nucleotide messenger RNA. RefSeq names its product small conductance calcium-activated potassium channel protein 2-like. The coding region runs from base 431 to 2719 and encodes 762 amino acids. The transcript has 11 exons. NCBI's taxonomy places the organism in Eukaryota, Metazoa, Chordata, Actinopteri, Anguilliformes, Anguillidae. Gene Ontology annotation, molecular function: small conductance calcium-activated potassium channel activity; calmodulin binding. The record is from RefSeq and is a predicted model, not a curated record. Gene Ontology annotation, biological process: potassium ion transmembrane transport. Gene Ontology annotation, cellular component: neuron projection; neuronal cell body; plasma membrane.